Messenger RNA from Macrosiphum euphorbiae (potato aphid), 1689 nucleotides. Lineage: Eukaryota; Metazoa; Arthropoda; Insecta; Hemiptera; Aphididae. The record is from the annotation of a GenBank genome assembly.
AUGUCACUGCAGAAUAACCUGUAUGAUGACGGGGGCGGCGGCGGCGGCAAAAGUGGUCAGCUGAACUUGACUGCGGAAAAUGCUUGGGACAACGACUUCAUAAUGCCCAAACGGGAUCCUCUGUACAUAGUCGUGCCCAUGACCAUAAUGUACUCUGUGAUAUUCGUGACGGGCGUCAUAGGCAACUCGAUCACCUGCAUGGUGAUCGCCAAACACAAAUACAUGCACACGGCCACCAAUUACUAUUUGUUCAGUUUAGCCGUGUCCGAUCUCAUACUACUGGUGUCCGGGUUACCGCAGGAAAUGUGGUCCAUUUGGUCCAGAUAUCCAUACGUAUUCGGCGAAAUAUUUUGUCAACUCCGAGGUCUGUUUUCGGAAAUGUCUGCCAAUGCAACCGUACUUACCAUAACCGCGUUCACGGCCGAGCGGUACGUGGCUAUUUGCCACCCAUUCAUGGCGCAGAGCAUGUCAAAACUUUCCAGAGCAGUAAAACUUAUCAUCAUCAUAUGGCUGGUCGCUGUGUUGUUUGCCAUACCCCAGGCUUUGCAAUUCACCGUCUCGUCGUGGAACGGUUCGUCGGAACUGAUGCAGUGCAAUAUCCGGAUCAUACCUCUGAUGGACACAGACAUUCAACUGUCAACCGUGUCGUUCACGCUGUCCACGCUGCUGUUUUUCUUGCUGCCAAUGACAGUGAUCACUGUACUUUACGCACUCAUCGGACUUCGCCUCCGUCGCUCCGACAAGUUGAAACGCACCAUCACGGUGCGAUCGACCCACGGGGAGAAAAAAAUGUCGUCGCCCGAGUACAGGGCCAACUCGUCGCCUAAAGUCCUCAAAAUGCUAGUGGCCGUUGUGGUGGCAUUUUUUAUCUGCUGGGCUCCCUUUCACGCGCAAAGGCUUAUCGCCAUAUUCGGGUCCAGUCACGCAUCGUCCGGUAACUUGGACGUGGAGGACAUACCGUUUCUCCAUCAGCUGUACGGCAUUUCCACUUACAUCUCCGGCGUGCUCUACUACGUGUCCACCACCAUCAAUCCAAUACUGUACCAUAUCAUGUCACUGAAGUUCCGUGGAGCUUUCAAGGAAACGGUGUUACGGUGUUGUGGUGGCGACAGCGGCUGCAGUAGUGACGACGGAUGGACCGGAAGCGGUCAACGGCGUCCGUCGCGGUGGGCGCGGAGGAGGCUGCGCAGCGACUCGUCCGAACCGGCGACCGACGACCGCCGACCAAAGUAUAGGCGCGUGUCCGGGCGGGCGACAUCGUCCGUCGAGCUACCCGCCGACGACGACGACGAAGUCGUUUGCAGUGGCGACAGUCAUCACGUCCCCGGCGCCGGACUCGCCGACUGUUGGCGGAGAGCGCUGACGGGCUCGGCGGAGGGCGGAAAUGCCAAACGACACAAAGGCAGCAGCUGUUACAGCGCGGGAAGUGGCGGCGGAGGUAGUGGCGGCCGUGGCCCCGACGACGACGAUGAAAGCUCUACUACGUCCGCGCCGCUCGGUGGACCGCGGGGACCGCGUCUGGUGAAAGUGCCGCCGGCGAUAGCGCUCAGCAACUGGACCGUUAUCAGCAACAGCAGCCUCAAGGACGUGGACGGCGACGACCUGCGCGACGAGCUCGUCGGUUACGCGGCAGACGAGUCAGUGGCGAUCGCCGGCGGCCGAAACGGCGUCGCCGGUGAGUAUUAUUGA